Messenger RNA from Ostrinia nubilalis (European corn borer), 1107 nucleotides. RefSeq names its product pickpocket protein 28-like. The record is from RefSeq and is a predicted model, not a curated record. Lineage: Eukaryota; Metazoa; Arthropoda; Insecta; Lepidoptera; Crambidae. The transcript is spliced from 10 exons. Gene Ontology annotation, molecular function: ligand-gated sodium channel activity. Gene Ontology annotation, biological process: sodium ion transmembrane transport. Gene Ontology annotation, cellular component: plasma membrane. Bases 1 to 1107 code for a protein of 368 amino acids.
AUGAAUGAAGAGGCCGAGCGACCAGUAGUCGGGGAGGUGUGUCUCAGAAGGAAACGGAGGAAACGCCAAAAAAAACUUCUGAAACAACUAUUCCAAGAUUAUUCCAAAAACACAACCCUUCACGGACUGAGAUACACUACUGAAAAGGGCCUUCAUAUUAUUGAAAAGAUAUUCUGGCUCGUCACGUUCAUUGUGAGUGUUGCGCUGUCCUUCUACCUGAUAUCAAAGGUCUGGAAUAAGUGGAAUACGUCUCCCGUUAUUGUCAGCUUUUCCGAAAAACAUCUCUUCGUUAAAGAGGUACCAUUCCCAGCGAUAACAAUUUGUCCCGCAGUAAAAUUUAAGAAUUUCAAUUACACGGAGAUACUCGCAGAUCUGGAAAAUCAUGAAGUCAUUGACAACGACACCUUAGCAACAGCUAGCGCCGUGAACUUAUUUUGUGACUGGCCAGCAGAGGAACUUAUUAACGAACUGCCUGGUGACUGGAUGGAUAGAUUGUUAAAUGUGUCGAUGGAAGUAGACGAUAUUUUCUACGUCUGCAAACUCGGAAAAAAUGAUUGCACGGAUCUAGUAAAAAGAGUGUUGACGGAGGAUGGAAUUUGUUUUAACAUAAACGGUUUAGCAGCUAGUGAUAUUUUGAAUUACAAUACUAUACAAAGAGAAUUCAAAUAUUCAUAUAAUGAACAUGAGGCGAGGAAUUGGACAUUCACUGAAGGCUACACCAAUGAUGACGUAAACGCAUACCCAUAUCGUGGCCAGGAAAGUGGUGAAACUCCCUACCUAAGCCUGAAUCUGGCUGAUUUAGAACCCAUUAAAGAUAAAAACUGCAAUGUAGUAUAUACUGGUUAUAAGAUUUAUUUGCACCACCCAGCCGAUUGGCCUCAGGCGCAGUCCUACUAUUUUGCAGCUCUACCAGAGCAAGUAUCAUCCAUGGCUGUUGAGUUCUCUGCAGUAUCCACCAGCAAAGAUUUGCAAGCAGUAGCACUUAAUGUGGUCUUCAAAACCAUAAGACAUGAUUUGAAGACUGAGAAAUUGGAGGACCCACCAAACAUUUUCCACGUCGAGAAGUUACAUAAUGACAUCACGGAUCUUCCACUGCACCUUAAAUAG